Messenger RNA from Conger conger (European conger), 2253 nucleotides. Its product is annotated as class I histocompatibility antigen, B alpha chain. The record is from RefSeq and is a predicted model, not a curated record. The transcript has 7 exons. Lineage: Eukaryota; Metazoa; Chordata; Actinopteri; Anguilliformes; Congridae. Bases 692 to 1456 code for a protein of 254 amino acids.
GCUGAGCACCAUAUUAAAAAGCUUUGCAACAAUCGUGCAUCGACGAUUCUUUUGGGUACGCGCAGUGCCUGCAGUAGGCUACUUCCUUUGUUUAUCGCAAGAUUGCUACACUAACGCUUUCCGCUUCGUGCAUUUUUUAAAAAUUUCGAAGUAUUCUUGUAGUUCAGAGGUAAGCGUUUCAGUAAUUAAUUCAGUCAUUACAACUGCUCAAUAAUUGAUGUUUUGGGGAACUUUUUAUUAUGAAGAUUUGUAGAUCUGAAACUUGGAAAAACAAAUGACUGCAAAUUUGUUCACAACAUUUCAGUAGACAAGGCGUCACGAGAGAACACAGUUGAAGCUUAAUGGUAACAAGUGUGGAGCAACGGAACAGCUGAGCCAGGUCUUUAACCAGACCGGUUAAAGACCUCCCUUUCACUUUACACGUACCAAUCAAGAACGACAUCACUUUAAAAGACAACAAGACGGAUUUCUAUAGUCGUGACCAUCACAUAUCGUUUCUUCUCUUGAAUGCAUCGAGACCCUCAUAUACCUACAUUUUCGAGAGCAAAAAUUAUUAUUAUCAAAAAAACAUUAUUAUUAAGAAUUUUUGCAUCUGUCAAACAUAGCCUACUGCACGGAAAACGAAACUGUAAACGCAAGGUGCUUUUCAUCAGUUAUCCAACGUUUUUAUCUUCAUUUACUUUGACGAACGAUGCGGAUUCUGAUCACCUUCUCAAUUUUAUUGACAGUAUCUUUCUCACUACCUGGAGAAAAAGAAACCAUGAUUCGGCAUCAGUAUAGUGGAAUCGUCGGGAGGACCGAGACCUCUGACACCCUGACAAUUGACAGUGUUCCGAUCGCGUGGAGUGACAGACGCGACAACGGGUUUCUUUCUGUCAACACUGAAUGUGAGGCUCCUUUUCUCAUGACGCUGGCGCUGAUCACCAGAAGUUUUAACCACACAGAAGCGAACAAUCACACAUAUCAGCGCACUCGCGAAUGUGUGGUGAAGGGGCUCAGGGUGCUGCAGGUGUCAGACCGGAUCCAUUACGACGGGGCGGAAUACCUGAGUCUGGACAGCGGCGCGAGCACCUGGAGGGCAGCCGUCCCGCAAGCCCUUGCGCUAAAGCGGCAGUGGGAUAGCGGGCGCACGGAGAGGCACACGAUUCACCUCCGGAACGGAUGCACCGAGCUGAUCAAAGCGUUCGCACACGACAACCAUUCUGCGCCAGCGGCAUCUUUGGGUACUAUGUUGAUUCCCAUCCUGGUAAUUGUGAUCUUCAUCCUCAUGGUCAUGGUCAGCUUCCUCAUCCCGAGACGUGGCGCAAAGCAGGCAGGAGGUGUUUUGGGCUCUAUCAUCCAUUACUCUGAGGGACACGUGGGCGUCACUCCCUCAAAAGGCGACCCAGAAGAAAACGACUGUGCGUAUACCCCAUCCAAAGGCAUGAAGACUUCCCUGUUGGUCAUUCCAGCUUAGGAAGGGCAGGGUUUUGACACCCGUGCGACAAAUUGCACUGUAUCCAAAAAUUAAUGUAUGCAUUUAAAGCGGCAGUGCAGGGUAAUGGAGAAUUGGACUUUUGACUCCAAAGUUGUUGAUUAAAAUACUGUUGUUGUACCCUUGAGCAAGGUAUUUAAACAGACCAAACCUGAACGUUUUGCCAGUGGACAGUGCCAGCCUAAAAGCGUUCUCAAUUGAAAAUGUUCAGGUACAUUCAAAUGAGCCUAUAAAUUGAAAUAACAUUUUUUCAGUGUAAUGUGUAAAUAUGUAUAAAGACCAUGUUGCCUAAAGAUCAAAAUGGUGUGCCCUACAGUGUUAUUUUGAUUUGUAAUUUGUGUACAGUUUGUGUAGAUUUUCUCCUACUGUGGCCCACAAUUUAUUCUGGUUAGGAAAUGAGCCCCAUAUAUUGUCUGUGGUUGAAUACAAUAACCAUGUGGAAUUGUAGUUCUUGCCUCUAUUAUCUCUUAUUUUACCAAAAGGUCUGAAAGCAGAAGACAAAAACUGCAAUAAUAGUAGCCCAACAACACCCAGAACCACUAAAUGUAUCGACAUGUAUAAUAUAAAUAAUGAAGAUGUACUAUAGUUCUGUUGAUGGAUAUCCAAUUUUGAUUUCUCUCUUAAAAACAAAAAUUCAGCUCCAAUAAAUUAUUAACUAAUUGUGAAGUUACACCUUCACUGCUGUGCCAACUGAAGUUGUCAGCACUGGUUGUUGUGUUGUCAGCACAAGUAACCUGAGGACACACAUGCACAUAAUCUUAAAGUAAUGGCAGUAAAAU